AUGGGGCCCCUCGGCUACUUCAUCCCCUUCAGACCCACAACAGCCUUGGGGCCCCCCGCUGUUGUAGGGGCCCCCAACGCUCUCCUGAAAAUAGGGGGGCCCCCAAGAGCUCCCCUAUGGGGGCCCCUAUGGGGGCCUUUAAGGGGGGCCCUAAGAGGGCCUUUAAGGGGGCCCCCAGGGGGGCCCCCUGCAGCUGUGCAUACACCGCAUGGGCACCAUAAGUGGCCCCUGCAGCUCCUCUCGAUGCACUGUAGGGAAGGGCACUGCAGGUGCUUCUGGGGGGCCCCCGAGUCUAGAGGGGGGCCCCCUGAGUCUAGAUGGGGGCCCCCAGAGUCUAGGGGGGGGCCCCCUGGAUCUAUUGGGGGGCCCGCCGGGCCUAUAGUAGGGCCCCUGUGUGGCGGGGAGUGCCUUUUGUGUGCAGAGGGGCCCUCGAAGGUGUGCAGUGUUUUGCUGCUGUCUCUUCUUACAAAAGAAACAAAAACACAAAGGAAAAAAGAAAGGGGGGGCCCCCAGCAGCAGCAGCAGCAGCAACUGCAGCAGCAGCAACAGCAGCACGUAAAGAUAUGCACUGCGGAUCUGCUGGGGAGCCUUACGUUAUCUCUCCAUCUGCUGCCUCUGGGGGACCUCCUUAGACUCUCGUGGGCCCUCCCUGCCCUCACAGACUGCAGCAGCAGCAGCAGCAGCAGCAGCAACACCAGCAGCAGCAGCAGCAACAGCACUGUCAGUGACAGCGGCAGGUGCAUGCGCUGCAGCUGGAAACAUGGGCAGCUCCGGAUGUUCCCUCCACAGCAACAGCAACAGCAACAGCAGCAGCAGCAGCAGCAGCAGCAGCAGCAGCAGGGUAGCUGGAGGGAAGCCAAAAUGUGUCUCACUUUGGAGUUGCUGCAGCAACUCUCUACCCGCCUGCUGCCGAGGGAUUAUGAAGCAGCAGCAGCUGCAGCAACAGGUGCACCCGCAGCAGGAGCAGCAGGAUCACCAGAAGCAGCAGCAGCAACAGCAGCAGCAGCAGCAGCAGCAAAUGUGAGCGCCGAAGAAUGGGCGAAGGCUGCGGGAGGUUUGAGUCGGCUGCUGCCCCGCAGCAAAUGCCUCGGUGAGGCUCCUGCUGCUGCUGAUGCUCCUGUUGGUGUUGCUGCUGCUGCUGCUGCUGCUCCUGCAGUGCGAACCCUUGUGGCUCGGCUGGCGGUUCUUGCAGCAGAAGCAGCAGCAGCUGAAGCAGCAGCAGCAGAGGCAGCAGCAGCAGAAGCAGCAAGUGUACCUAUAGAAAAAGGAGAGGAAGCUGGGGGCCCCCCCACCUUCAGGACUUGGGCUUUGCUGCUGCAUGCAGGCAGCAAACUUCUGCUGCCGCUGCCACCCGUCGUGAUGGAGACCCUGCAGCAGCAGCUGCAACACCAACUGCAGCAGCAGCUGCAGCAGCAGGGGGCCCUUCUGCAGCGCUUAAGGGGCUUCCAGACCGCUGAAUGCCUUCGCCCAGCAGCAGAAGCAGCCCCAGCAGCAGGAACAGCAGCAGCAGCAGCAGCAGCAGCAAAUACAGGUGCAGCAGCAGCUGACAUAGUGUGGGGCCCCACAGGUAGAGUUUGCCGUGAUGUUUGCAGUCUGCUGCAGAGCCUUGCGAAGCUGCACGAGGGGUCGCUGCUGCUGCUGCUGCUUGCUGCUGCAUACUCAACUCUCACCAACUAUUUCUAUGCUGCUGCAGCGCAACUGGCAGCUGCACCCUGCAGCAGCAGCAGCAGCAGCAGCAGCAGUCCCACCGACAGCAGCACCAGAAGCAGCAGCAGGGACGGCAGCAGCAGCGGCGACUGCAGCAGCAGCAGGGACAGCAGCAGCAAGCAGGCUGAGCUGCAGCAGGCAGCAGAAUGGCUAGCAGCAGACGCUGCAACAGCAGCCUCUGCCCUCGCGGUAGCGAUGGGUUUGCUGCAUGGCAGCCCAGCAGCAGCACAAGCAGCAGCAGCAGCAGCAGCAGCAGCAGCACCAGUAGCAGCAACAACAGCAGCAGCAGUAGUGGUGCCGCUGCAGCAACUGUGGUGUUGUUUUUCUGCUGCAGUUGGCUCGCUGGCGGCUGCUGACCUGCUGCUGCUGCAGGGCCCCACAGCAGCAGCAAAAGGCCCAGCAGCAGCAGCAGCAGCAGCAGCAGGGAUUUGUCCGGAGGUUUCGGUUUCUGGGGGCCGUCAGGCAGUUGCUGCUGUCCUUGCAGCAGCAGCAGCAGCAGCAGAUGACCGUCUUGCAGCGGCAGCAGCAGCAGCAGACGGCUGUCUUGCUGCAGCAGCAGAUAAUGGAGGGGUUGGGGGCCCUCUUAACGCGGUGGAGUUGGCUGGGGCCCCUUCUGGGCGUUCUUCGCGUUUGGAGUGGGAGGUGUUCCAGGCAGCUCAACGUCUCUACAUGCUGGGGGCCCCUGGGGGGCCCCAGGGGCCCCCCAAAGGCCCCCAGGGGCCCCUCGGGGACCCCCAGCCCAUGGGGCCCCCCACGGGGUCUCAGCAGCAAGGGGCCCCCAGGGGCCCCCAGCAGCAAGGGGGCCCCAGGGGCACCCAGCAGCAAGGGGGCCCCAGGGGCACCCAGAAGCAAAGGACCCCCAGGGGCCCUCAACAGGAAGGGGCCCUCAGGGGCCCCCAGCAGCAGGGGCCCCCCAGGGGUGUUGGUGGCGCAUUGUGCGUGUAUAGGGGGGCGCCCGUGUUGUGUUUUUCUGUUGACUGUCUUCUGGUGUAUAGACAGGGCCCCUAUGCAGCUUAUUUUAAUUCAAUAGGAUUGAGAGUGAAGUAG
Messenger RNA from Eimeria acervulina, 2754 nucleotides. RefSeq lists its product as hypothetical. Gene Ontology annotation, cellular component: nucleus; SWI/SNF complex. Lineage: Eukaryota; Apicomplexa; Conoidasida; Eucoccidiorida; Eimeriidae. The transcript is spliced from 3 exons. The coding region runs from base 1 to 2754 and encodes 917 amino acids. The record is from RefSeq and is a predicted model, not a curated record. Gene Ontology annotation, biological process: regulation of transcription by RNA polymerase II. Gene Ontology annotation, molecular function: transcription coregulator activity.